UUUAUCCACGACUACAUGAAUGCCUUCCGCAAAGAAGUCAGAUGGACUAUCGCCAUGAAGCUGUACGCGACGCUUGUGGUGCCGCUGUUCAUAGCAGCGACAUGGCGCAGUGCUACUGCCAGGGUUCAGCUUUGGGGCAUGUUUGUGUCCUCUGGCACCCACCUUACUCAUGCUCAGUCUGCUGAAAUCCAGACUAAAUCCCUCCUCUUUUGCGGAGUAUACGCCACUUCCUUAGCUUGGCCUGAUCUCUUUUGCUAUGAAGAAGCCCAAUGCCUCGCCUACGAGAUCAAGGUGAAUGCCCAAAUCGAACUUCCGCCGACUCUCCCAUCCUGUUGGGCUCUAAAAGGUCCGUGCAGCGUUCCCUUCACGGAUGUAGCUGAUGUAGGAUGCGUGUAUUUCCAUCCUGUGGCCAUGCCCUGGGAUGACGCCCGAGCCUUCUGCCAAGACAUGGGGGCCGACCUUCUGGUGCCAAGCGAUUACAAUGCAUUUCUUAUUUGGGGAGAGAACGUGGGGCUCACCACUAAAGAACCAUGGUUAGGAGCAAGUGGCACAACCUGGCUGGAUGGAAGUGCCGUGCAGAGGGCGGGUUUGAAUGUGAACGAGUGCCUCAGGUUACAUGGAGGCCCAAAUGUUGGUGAUCAAGUCUGUACUGCUUUCUAUCCGUUCCUUUGCGAACUGACGCUUCCCUAGGAACAUCGGAUUCAAAGUUAGACAAAUACGAAGGACAGUUUUUGGGAAAAUAGCAUUGCCGUUAAAUGUACCAUGUGGAUUUACCAGAAAUGGACAGGAAAAGAGAUAGAGACAGAAGAUAGGAGAAAGAGUGAGAAAAGAAAGAGGGAGAAUAUAACCAUGUUUAGAACCCUAAGCACGAGUUCACUUUAUAAUUUAUGUAGAUUUAGAAUGAAAAGCAAUGGUCAUACCAUUAUGCUAACUGAUUAGCUAGUCCUCUCAAAUGAUACAAAAUGGUUUGUUCAUAAGCACUGGCUAACCUUUAAGUUUCCUUGAGCAGGAUUCGCAGUCGACUUUCUACCCUAUUAACGUCAUAAAGUCAACCUAAGUUAUGCGUU
This is a messenger RNA of Penaeus chinensis, 1067 nucleotides long. RefSeq lists its product as uncharacterized. Bases 16 to 690 code for a protein of 224 amino acids. NCBI's taxonomy places the organism in Eukaryota, Metazoa, Arthropoda, Malacostraca, Decapoda, Penaeidae. The transcript has 3 exons. The record is from RefSeq and is a predicted model, not a curated record.